AAAUUCUCUGUACUAUCCAUCAGUUCUUGUUUAAUUGUAAACUGUCGAAGUGAAACUUAAAAUGGAAAGUCAUAAAUUUGUUCAAUUACUUUUAACGUGCGGAUUAUUCGUGCUAUGCGCAGGCACAGCAUGUAGCAACAGCUUGAGCAAAGCUUACACCGGUCCUACGACAGCCGCCGGUCUAAAUUUAAUCAAAGAACAUGAAGGUUUCCAGCCAUAUUUUUAUACCGAUUCGAAAAAGAAUAAACUCAUCGGCUAUGGGUACGUUUGCCAAGCAAAUCUUUGCGACAAACUACGACCACCCAUAACAGUUAGUCAAGCAACCAGUUUACUGAAAGCUCAGCUCAAAUCAUUCGAAGAAUGCGUCAAUGCGAACGUUCGAUGUGGCCAAUUGAAUGCAGCUCAAUUUUCUGCUCUCGUUUCGUUUACAUUCGAUUUGGGAUGCGAAUGUUUAAAGAAGUCAGCGCUACUUCUUAAAUUGAAUAAAAAUGAUGUGUCCGGUGCUUCUGCUGAAUUUGCUAAAUGGAAUAGGAAGGAUGGUAAAGUUACACCGGAACUGACUAGGCGACGAGCCGCUGAACGACAAUUAUUCUGCUCGAAAAACGCAUGCUAAACUUAUGGUUGUUUAAUAAUUUUGUUUAGAAAUUUAAGGAAUAUUCCGUAGUCAAAUUGGUGUAAGGUAUGACCAGUAAAAUCAGCUGGUUUUUACAAAUUAUAGUUGAAUAUUGACUGAAAUACACGUACAACUAA
Molecule: messenger RNA, 750 nt
Organism: Bradysia coprophila
Lineage: Eukaryota; Metazoa; Arthropoda; Insecta; Diptera; Sciaridae
Product: lysozyme RrrD-like
Biological process (GO): peptidoglycan catabolic process; cell wall macromolecule catabolic process
Molecular function (GO): lysozyme activity
Source: RefSeq, a predicted model, not a curated record